This is a messenger RNA of Triplophysa dalaica, 4452 nucleotides long. RefSeq names its product slingshot protein phosphatase 2a (gene ssh2a). Gene Ontology annotation, biological process: negative regulation of actin filament polymerization; protein dephosphorylation; actin cytoskeleton organization. The transcript is spliced from 14 exons. The coding region runs from base 514 to 4020 and encodes 1168 amino acids. The record is from RefSeq and is a predicted model, not a curated record. Gene Ontology annotation, cellular component: cytoplasm. Gene Ontology annotation, molecular function: protein tyrosine/serine/threonine phosphatase activity; actin binding. Lineage: Eukaryota; Metazoa; Chordata; Actinopteri; Cypriniformes; Nemacheilidae.
GCUGCGCUGGUGUCUGAAGAGUCGUCCGUCGGCAAAGCCCUGCAGUGAUUCCUCUUCCUGAAGCACAUGUCUGAUGCUCCGCCUUCCCUCCGUUCAAGCAUGAGUGCGCCGCUCCGCUCCUCAGGCGUGUGAAUCAAGCCCGGUUGUGGGAGUUUCGAGAGGGUUGCGGCCGAUGCAUAGAUCAAAUUUAAAAGAAAAAUGUUCUUUUACAUAAUAUAAUUACAUUUUAUGUACGUUUUUGCCUUUUUGUUUGUAUGUUUUAUUCACUUAAUUCUCAGCGUACCUUAACUAUAACGCUAUUUUGAGGGCACGUUGGGGUCGUUUAAAGUCUCGGAGUAUAUUGAUUUAAAAUCAACAUUUUUUAGCCUGCGUCGGGAAACCGAGCCCGAGUUUGUAAGCGUCACCCCCGUUCGUUGUCUUUUAUUCAUCGGGGGGAGGCACCAUGGAUGUGGAGGAGCGUGCGGUCUAGUCGAGGAUAUCCUACCGCAUUGACCGGUUCUCUGAUCCUCCGUCAUGACCCUGGAAAGUGUAGCGGUAUCGGAGAGCUCCUCUACCCGGGGAUACUGCUCUUGUUGCGGGGCAAAAAUCAUGCCGUACUUCUCCGACAACGCCGUCGCUUCUCAAAACCAGAUCAACCAGCUCAUCAGCGAGAACUUCCUAACUGUGAAAGGCGCCGCCCUCUUUCUCCCACGGGGAAAUGGCUCCUCCCCUUCUUCGGUACCCCCAAUCACACAGCGGCUUAACAAACACACAGGUGACCUUCAGCAGCAUCUGCAGACCAUGUUCACCCUGCUACGCCCUGAAGACACCAUCCGCCUGGCUGUCCGGUUGGAGAGCGCAUACCUCCAGCGUACCCGCUACAUGGUGAUCGUCUCCACCAACGGGAAACAGGACACCGAAGAGAGCGUAGUGCUGGGGAUGGACUUCAGCGAUUCAGACCACAAGUGCACAUUUGGGCUGGUCUUACCCUUGUGGAGCGAUACGCUUAUACACUUGGAUGGAGAUGGGGGCUUCAGUGUGUCCACUGUUAACAGAGUUCACGUCUUCAAACCGGUUUCAGUGCAGGCCAUGUGGUCAGCCUUGCAAUCCCUGCAUAAGGUGUGUGAAGUGGCCCGAUGUCAUAACUACUAUCCAGGCAGUCUCUUCCUCACCUGGGUCAGUUACUAUCAGACCCGUGUGACAUCUGACCAGCAUUAUGUUAAUGAGUGGAACGCCAUGCAAGACGUGCAGUCUUACCGGGCAGACUCGCCCGUGCUCUUCACUGACAUGCCAACCGAGAGGGAGCGGACAGAGAGGCUCAUAAAGACACGUCUGAGAGAGAUUAUGAUGCAGAAGGACCUGGAAAACAUCACUUCGAAAGAGAUCCGCACAGAGCUGGAGAUGCAGAUGGUCUGCAACCUGCGGGAGUUCAAGGAGUUUAUCGAUAAUGAGAUGAUCGUCAUCCUGGGACAGAUGGACAGCCCUACUGAGAUCUUCGAUCAUGUUUAUCUGGGUUCAGAAUGGAAUGCCUCUAACCUUGAGGAGCUUCAAAGCAGUGGUGUACGUUACAUCCUGAAUGUUACACGGGAGAUUGACAAUUUCUUCCCUGGGCUUUUUGAAUACCGUAACAUCCGAGUAUAUGACGAGGAGGCCACAAAUCUCUUGGAGAACUGGAACGAUACUUAUAAGUUCAUUUCUAAAGCCAAAAAAGCUGGAGUCAAGUGUCUAGUUCACUGUAAGAUGGGAGUGAGCCGUUCUGCCUCCACCGUGAUCGCGUACGCCAUGAAGGAGUACGGCUGGGAUCUAGAGCGUGCCUUCGACCAUGUGAAAGAGCGGCGCACCGUCACCAAACCCAACCCGUCUUUCAUGAAACAGCUGGAGGAGUACCAGGGUAUCCUACUGGCCAGCAAGCAGAGGCAUAAUAAGCUGUGGCGUUCUCACUCAGAAAGCGAUUUGUCAGAAGGUCACGUGAUGCUCUGCAAGGCACCACGACCGCUGGACCGCUCUGACUCUCAUAACAACAACAACCGUGCUCCUUCACUCCAGCAGAUGCUGGGCAUUAUUGUGCAAGAGUCCUUUACCAACCCACAGCCUGUCAUGGACAACACGCACCCUAAAUCUCCACACCUUACCACAGAUGAAACGUCCAAGGGAAACCAUCUACCCUCUGAGUUGGCUCACGAGGACCCCUUUCUCCCGCCUCGUCGCAGACAGCGGGCAGCCACGGUGGUGCCUGAGCAAAAUAUCGCAAAGAACUCUCGAUCAAGAGAUGAAGUGCCUGAUCCUGUCACAUGUCCUCACCCCCCACCCUCUCUUCGUAUCCUCGCCCCUUCACCUCAAGAGGAGGGCGGAAUCAAUCCAGACCUCAGCAUCGAGUCGUCUCACCAUGUACCUGAGCCAAAAACAGAUUGUGUUGAGCUGUCCCCAGACACAGCCGAUCAAAACGACUCUUAUCAUUUGACGGAAUCCACUAUGCCGCAAAAAUUAGAACUGUGUCUGGAGGCUGACAGCCGCUCAGAAGCCCCCUCGGUGCUCGAAGUCAGCUCCAACGACGAUAACAAUAACCCGAACGUUGCAGAUAGCUCGGAGAAUGCUGCUGCGUCUAACCUCAGCACAGAUAGCAUCGACUUCUUUAGUGCCAGAGAGAAGUUCCUGUAUCUGUCGCAUGACGGUCAGCCUCGCUCGCUCUCUGAACCGACCGAUGUGCGGCCACUUCACUCCAGAUGCACUCCACCCUUGGAAGACCUCAGUGUGGAAGCUGAUGAGUGCCACGCCCACUCUGAGACGAAUAGUGAUGCAGAGCCCCAGCCUCCUCACCAUGACAACACCUUGUCUGUGCGACAUAUAGUUACUGAACUAGAAUCCAUAUCGCACACAUGCAGCCCGCCACCAUCACUAAACCCUCAUCUAACCGCAACACCAGAGGAGGAUAAGGAAGCCGCUUCAGUUCCUCAUUCACCCUCCGACAGGCCCUCAGGAUCUGUGCGGCGUGCUACCGAGCAGCUGGAACUUUUACUGCGUCAGGGUCAAGACCUUCCUCGCUCCACUCUUCCCUCCCCAUGUUUGGACUCUCCAGAGCCCCAGUCCCACUCCAGCCCACCAGAGGACAGUGUGGAGUCAACCUGCUCUGAGCACCAAAAGCCUGCAGACGGGAAAUACAGCACCAAAGUGCUUGAUGAUGAGGAUUCCGGUAUAAUUCACGAUCCUUCAUUCUCUGUGUAUCUGGAAGGCAGCGUUUCUGUGAAAGCAGACUCGAUAACCAUAAAUCCCAGUUCUGCCUCUUCUUCUCUUUUGUGGCUGGAGGGUGUGACCGAGUUGGAAACGGACGUUGAUGACAAGUUAAAGCCUCCUGGUCGACUGGCAUGUAGCAAUGAGGACUUGGAGAUGAUCCAGGAGACACUCCGAGAGCUCCAGGCUUUUUUAUACGAGGCCGGUGGACUGGGGGACUGCGUAGGACAUUCUGAAGACAAGCAGAUACCUCUGGGUCAGAGAAACUGUAUACAAGGAGAGCAGCGAGCUUUAGAUCCCAAAGCAUCUGCGGUGUGGCAAAGAGCCAUGGAAAUCGAGGCCCGCAUCAGACAGGCCGGUCUCACUCCUCCAUCGCUCAUGAAACGCUCCGCAUCGCUCGCUAAACUGGACCGGCUGGAGCUCUCUACUCAUGAUCUGAGCGACUGGGACUUCCAGCCUUUAGCAGCAGGCUUUUCUCAGACCUCUUGUUUUUUAUCCACAUGUGACUCUCUGCCACUCACUCACAGCGUUGAUGAUGUCCACAAGAAGCAACGCGUUCUACCUCAGGGUCCCCCUCCUCCUGAGUCUGCUGUCCAGGUAACGGAGAAAAGCUGGACUGAAGACUCCGCCCACCUUUCACCCUCAUGCCCAGAGCAGAGUCAGGAGGGUGGGUCCGGACCUUGUGAACCCAGCACCAUCCAGCCUAUCGUUUCCAUGUCGACACGACAGCAUGCAAAGACUCGCCACAUUCGCCGUUUCCGCAAGGCAAUGGACAAGAAAAAGACAGUGACCGUUUUGUACAACACAAUGUGACCAUAACUGUUUACCGUGUUGACUGUCCCAGACUGCAUUAAAAGUUUCUUUCAAAGAUUCAUUCAGUGAAGUGUAAGCUAAGUUUGCAGCAAUCUGCUACUGUAGGUGUGAAUGAGGUUGUCGUGGGCGAGUGUAUAUCUGAUUGUGUUCAGGAUCUUUCAGGUAGCAAUGCAAACAAGGGAGUUGUUUUCUUAAAACAUGCACUUUAUUCUCUUGUUUUUCUCCUUUUUUUAUUGUUUUAUUUGUGAAUUUCUUUUUUAGAUAGCAUUUUUAUUUUGAUAUUUUUGCACUGUUUGAAUGGUAGAUUUGACUGGAUGUCGGAUAGCAUGUGGAGUCAGGAGUCUGUUUGAAACCAAGGUAAACUUGAUAAUAACUUUUUUAUCCUGUGCUUUAUCUGUGACUAUUAUAAAUAAUAAAACUGCACUAUUUUAA